GACUAAUCAAGGCAGUUGAGCUGAAGCCAUGAAAACCUUUGCAUCUGUGGGUGUGAACUUUAUAAGAAGAGGAAGAGUUAAUUUUCUGUCCAGAACAGUUUGGACCAUUUAUAGAGCUCCGCAGUAUGUCCAUAAAGCUGGUGUCAAGCGGUAGUUACAAUGUACGAGCGUCAGAAAUGGCCCACAAUCAAGAUCGUCAGCCCAAAACUGUUAAUUGUGUUGUCCACUUCCUUGAUGAGACAGAUGAGACAUUUGAAGUUGAUAAGCGGUCCAAGGCACAGCAGCUAUUGGACAAAGUGUUUGACCAUCUGGAGCUGGUAGAGAAGGACUACUUUGGCCUGCAGUUUAUAGACAUGGCCCCCGGAGAGGAUGGCAUGCGUUGGCUUGAUCCCUUGAAGACAAUCAAGAAACAGUGUAGAGGUCCCCCUUAUGAGUUCUUCUUUCGUGUCAAGUUUUAUGUGUCAGACCCAAGCAAACUUGCUGAAGAAUACACACGAUACCACUUCUUCCUGCAAGUUCGCCAGGACAUGCUAUCUGGGAAACUGGUGUGUUCUGAACAUCAGGCAGCCGCCCUUGCCAGUUACGCUGUACAGUCUGAACUUGGUGACUUCAAUCCUGAUGAACACAAAGAUGGUUAUCUCAAUGGCUUUAUGUUUGUCCCCAACCAGACAAGAGAAUUUGAACAACAAGUGGCAGAAAAACACAGGCAGCAUCGGGGUCAAACACCGGCUGACGCUGAAUUUAACUUCCUGGAGAGGGCAAAGCGACUGGAGAUGUAUGGUGUAGAUUUGCACAAUGCACGGCUGAUGCUGCCAGAGGAGGAGAAAAAGGACCAGAGUAGUAUAGAGAUACAACUGGGGGUGACCUCUGCAGGGCUGGUUGUGUUCCAGAACAAUCUCAGAAUCAACACUUUUUCUUGGGGGAAGAUUGUAAAGAUUUCUUUCAAGCGAAAACAGUUUUUCAUACAGCUGAGAAGAGAAGUGGUGACAGAUAGUAUAGAGCCCCCAGCAGAGGAGAAAAGUGGAAAGGCCCAAAAUGAGCCAGUGGAAAACCUGAUUGGCUUCAACAUGACCAGCUAUCGGUCCUGUAAAAACUUGUGGAAAUCCUGUGUAGAGCAUCACACCUUCUUCCGCCUGCACCACCCAAACCCUCCCAGCAAAAAGAUUUUUUCUCUAGGCUCAAAAUUUAGGUAUAGCGGUAGAACAGAGUUUCAAACAUUAGAGGAAAGUAAAAGACGUGCCAAAAUAGAGAGAACCUUUUCCAGGUCGCCCAGCAAGCGAUACCGCCGCACCGUGGGCGCUGUAUCCAGGGACGCCAUUUUGGAGGAGCGGCGCUUCAUCGACGGUUACCGCCAGCUGUCCAAGUCACAGACGUUCUCCGGCCACUCGGACUGUGCGCAGCACGCCUUAUACCGGCGGGACGGCUUCAACAGCCAGGUGCGGGCCACCCUCCCACACGACUACAAGUCCUCCCGCACCUCCUGGCUGGAUGCACGCUCCGACAAAUCCGAUGACGAUGGGGGAUUUCUAUCUCACACCACCUCCCGGGACAACUACCCACUUCCCGUUCCCACCAAGGUGGUCAGCUACAACUCGGACUCCAAGUCGGACACGUACACCCAACCCACAUAUAGUGAUUAUUUGCCCAAUGGGAACUGUGUGUCAGAUGGUCUGGUUACAAUCAGAAUGAAGCCAGAUGACCAUGGGCGCUUUGGAUUUAAUGUGAAGGGUGGUGCUGACCAAGGAAUGCCAAUUAUCGUCUCCCGUGUAGCUCCUGAGACACCUGCCGACCUGGCCAUUCCACGCCUCAAUGAAGGUGACCAGGUUCUCUACAUCAAUGGUCGUGAUGUUUCUCAGCACACACACGAACAGGUGGUGAUGUUCAUCAAAGCCUCAAGAGAAACCCACUCUGGGGAGCUGGUAUUAAUAGUCAGGCCUAAUGUGUACGUGGGGGAAGAUACUGCAGAUGAGCCUGACUUCACCUACAUCCCUGAAACACAUCAGAUAGCCAGCUCCUCAUCUAGUGCCAACACGUUGGAAUCCUCCUUGCUGCUGCUACAGGAAGGUUUGGAGAGUGGGGCAGCCAUAGCACAAUUUGAGCAACUGUAUCGGAAAAAGCCAGGUUUGACAGUGAAUGUGGCUAGAUUGGAUGCAAAUAUCAACAAGAAUCGGUACAGGGACAUUUCUCCAUAUGAUCAAACAAGAGUGAUAUUAAAACAUGGUGUCAAUGGAGACUAUGUCAAUGCCAACUAUGUCAAUAUGGAAAUCCCUGGCUCUGGCAUCGUCAACAGGUAUAUAGCAGCCCAGGGUCCUCUGCCAAACACAUGUAUCGACUUUUGGCAGAUGAUCUGGGAGCAACAGUCUUCUCUGGUAGUCAUGCUUACAACGAAAGUGGAGCGAGGCCGGGUCAAGUGUCACCAGUACUGGCCACAGCUGUAUGAGACAGAGGACUUUGGCCCCCUGCAGAUAACUUGUGUCAAGGAAGAAGAGACACCAUCCUUUGCUUUUCGGGAAUUUAACUUGACGCAUGUGGAGACCAGUGAAGAAAGGCACAUACGCCACAUGCAGUACAUUGCCUGGCCCGACCACGGGGUGCCAGAUGACCCCAGUGAUUUUCUGGAGUUUGUCAUGAAGGUUCGCCAGGCCAGGGCAGGCAUGGUGGAGCCUACAGUAGUUCACUGCAGCGCUGGCAUUGGGCGAACUGGGGUCCUGAUCACCAUGGAGACAGCUAUGUACUUGAUAGAAGCCAAUCAGCCUGUGUACCCAUUGACUAUUGUGCGACAGAUGCGAGAUCAGCGAGCCAUGCUUAUUCAGACCUCUAGUCAGUACAAGUUUGUGUGUGAAGCCAUACUUCGUGUUUAUCAUGAGGGACUUGUCAAACCACUGGAAGACUUCAGAAGAUGAGCUUCAGCCACUUAACAGAAGUAGCCAUCAGCUCCCACAGACGUUUUUCUCACAGGCUUCAGUGGUUCCUGUCGCUUGUUGUGUGCUGCUACAAGAAGAAUGGUAAAUGGAGGAAUGGCAGGCAUGCUGCUGUUAGCGUGUGGUGUUUACCUAAGGCACAUGGGGAGGUUACAAUUCAUUACCUUUAUACAAGGAAAUCUUCCAGUCAGUGAAUGGAAUGGCGUGGUAACUUGCAUCAAGACUUUUUUUUUUCCAAGUGCACCAUUCAGGGCAGCUGAGCUUUGGGUGAGAAAGGGAGACAGUACUCAUCUGUAUUCUACAAGGCGGGUCAGUGCAUUCAGCAUUUAUCAGACUGCAGUAUGCAGCACAAGAAGGGUGCUUGGAGGAAGUCUUGGACAUUUGGAAACAGUCACAAUACAAACAUUGAAGCGGGCAGGGAGAUCCCAGUCCAGAAGUGGUUGAUAGAGAGCCAUCUGCCACAGUCAACUCACCUAGUAUUGCAUCAGGAAGCUUGUCCUGUACAAAAUGGCUCUCAUUUUACUUGUUGUUCGCAACUUGCCUACCUAGAUACAUUGAAGUUGCACAAAGGUGCACAGAUGAAGAGGAAGUGUGGUAUUCACUUGCUGACGUGGGGAGUGAUAGAGGAGGAGUGAACGAGACUGUGUGUGCUUGUGUGUAGAUCCCUGCAGACAAACAAAUGAAUAAACGGUUUAUUUGAGUGUUUGUGCACAUAAUGGCAAGAAAACUUUGUAAAGAAGUAACCAGUUUGAUCUGGUUCCAACCAAUGUUGUCAGCUGUGAUUGUGAGAACAGGUACCACACACUUUAAAUUGGCCAAGACACAUGUUCCCUUCUUGUGCACCUGUAACCAUCUUGUGGCUAUUUUGGUUAAGGACACCAUAUCAUGUACAAAACAGUUGCAAAAACUACUGCUAACUUCACCUGUCAGUCUGAUUUUUAUAUUCAUGUAUUUUUAAACAAGGAAAUACCAUUGUCCUCAGUGGGAUGUUGUGUUGAGUUUCUAGUGUGAAGACUUGGUCAGAGCAUGUUGAUGUGUUUGUUUGGCUGUUAUCGGUCAUAUUGUGAUGCCUGGUUAUGUAGUGAGAGUCUGUCUGCAGGACAUGAGGUCAGAGGAGUGACAUCUUUGGUAAAUCUGCUGUUGUUUGUGUGUAUUGAAUGGCUUCCAUUUGUGGCAAGACAUGAAGAAAGAAGUUUGCUUGAAUUGUGAGCAUAUUCUUCACAGGGCAACAUGUAGACUCUUGUUUUGUCUUAGUCCUUGCCCAUUUUAUCAGUGUGUUUGUCUUUGUCUGUCCACCACUUUCUCUUUCAUGGGUUCCACUUGCUUGCUAAAGGACGAUGUCAUGGCACACGUUUGUAUUCACAUGUAGCAUCUUUUUUUUUUUCCCCUGUUUAGUUUAUUGCUAUUCCAUGUUAUGCCAUUCAGCUUAAUGUCACUUGAAAGUAUUAUGGUGUAAGAUGGUGAGUGAUUUACUGACUGGACCUGCAAGAUGAUGCGUACUUUACUAAGUGGACCUGCAAGUGCAAGAAGUGUUUUCUUUGCUCUCUCAUGCAUGUACACUUGCCACAAGAAUUGCACAGUGCGAAGUAAAGAUUUUGACUAGGUUACUUUAUGUGGAAUACAAUCAUUUCUAUGUCAGAACCACUUGCUAUUGAAGAUGUGAAUGAAGCAGCCGACAGCUAUUUAAAACAUCAAAUAGCAUAUAGCAUUGACACAGGUGAUAAAGUCUUUAUCUUGAAAAGUUACAUCUUACAUUGAUCUAAAUAUAUUAUCAUACAUCUGUUAUUCAGGCAACUUUUGUUUUAGGGCUUUGUUUUUAAAUGACCUUAAAUAAAAUGUUUCAAGAAGAAAAAAAGGGAUUUGCUGAGGGAGGCUAACAAUAAUGGUGAAAUACAAGCACAUGUUUGUCAGACCAGUCAGCAUGUUAUUUUAGCCCAUAGAUGAACAUACCUGGAAACCACAUGAAAAAUGGCUGUUAAAACAUGGCCUGGGCAAAUAGCCUGCCACCUCCUUUCUCUUUCUUUUACUCUUCAAUGUGAGAAGAUUUUGAUGUCUUCUAGUUUUAUUACUGUUUUUCUUAUUUAAGUAUUACUUCUGUGAUAAAAGUGUUGGAAAUUUUUUUACCUGGAAUGCUUUCCUUCCCUUCCACUGUGUAUUUCUGGCAUGGUCUUAUGUUUUUUAACAAGUGUUGACCCCACAAGAUUGGACAUUUUUAAACAGCAAGUCAUCUUUAUUGCUCACCUUCUAAUUCUUUGACUUAUGCAUGCAUGUGACCUGUAGUGUACCUUUCUGGAUGUGUACAUUUCAUUUCAUUAUUUAUAAUCACACACUAUUUAUUAUAAUUUCUAUGCUGCACAUUUUUUUAAUGUUAAUUGAACAUCUCCCUUGUUGCAUUUUCUGUAAUUGUAAUUAUUAUGCAUCAUAGGGCACCACAGCACCCUAGUUUCAGCUUGGCAGGACAGAUGUUAAAAAUUAUUGACUUUGUAGCUGUUAUAUUGUCAUAGUUUGCGAUGAACUUUGUUGAGAUUCCAGAUAUGUGUGAGCAUGUCAGUUAUUUCCAGAUUAGCCUGCGAAUGUUGUUAUUGAUGGUGUCAGAAGAAGAGCUGCAUAACAAAGGUAACUGCAUCUUUCACACCCUGUCAAACUGUCCCGUGGAAGUUUCUAGAUGCACAGCAAGAAUAAGAAGUGUGCAACCUAUGAAUGAGCAUGUCACAAGCAGUGGUGCUGUGUAAUUAUUUGUUUUUUUGCAACAAUCAAGUUGUAGAAAGUUGUUGGGUGUGUAAUGAAGUACACUUUGUAGUCAAACAGAUUAGGAAAGGUGUAGAGGGAGAGAGUAGUAAAGGUACAGGUAGAGGGAGAGAGUUGGACUUCACCUGCUGUUUAUCAAAAGUUAAAGGAUCAAUUAGUUCAUGGCCAUGUGACCAUGAGGCCUUACUCUAAACCCACAACCUCUCAAGAGGAUAAGGUGAGAAAAGAGAAUAUGUGAAGUAGUACAUGGGUUUCGUGUAGUUGUGUAGAGUGGUUUUUUUGGACUUCGGCGCUAUUGUAAAGCAGCUGUUGGCAUUAUAUGUUGUGCUCAGUUUCAAAAAUAAACCUAGUGGUGGUUGACUUUAUCAUCACAUAGCUGGCAUUCAUACUUACACAUGUGCACCUGAGUGUUUGCUCACACACACACAUGCACAAAUGUACACAUGCUGCUGAGCAUUUACAAGUUGACAAAAAGAUUGACGCAAUUAAUGACAUUUUCAGAGUUGUUUCCCCUUAAGCUUGCAAUCUGCAUUCCUGGAUCAGUGCCAGGACUUUAAAGGAAGAAGCAGCAGGUCAGCCUGCUGGAUGAGAAAAUAUUUUUCUUGUAGUCUCAAGAUCUUUAUUCCUUACCAUAGCUCAUAGCAUAAGAAAACAUCAUUAAGGCCCAAUGAAUAUACUCCAACGUAGCUUUUGUGCAAAAAUUCUUUUUCAAUGAUUAAACUUUUGUCACUGAAACAUCAGUUGAAAUGCUGCCAGCUGAACAGUGAACAGUGUCUGGUUAAUUAUGUAGCCUGCACAGCACUUGACAGAACAGCAUCAACUUGGCAAAUAUAAGUUAAACAUUUUUGAGAGCUUUAUCAUGGAAGUUGGUCAUGACCUGAGAUUAUCUUUUCAAGACUCCAUGUCAAGUGUGUAAAAGUGUCAGUUAUGUUCGCCUGCCACAACACCUUGGUUUUGUCUCUCAAUGUUUUGUGUGCUUUACAGUCUGUCCUUCUACUAGAACAAAUGGUGGUUCUUGCUUUUUGGUCCAAAUGCCUGUUAAGUGCCCUUUACACUUUCAUAGUCAUUCUAUAAGUCAGCUUACUAUUUGCUAGCCAUUAGCCUGUUUAUGUUGAUAAGAAACUGUUUAUUUGCUAUACAACAUGGCGUAUGUAUUUAAGUCAUUUUCUGGACUGUACAGAGAGUUAGAUAAAUGAGAAAAUAUUAAAAAUGCUUUUAUUUUCAAGAUUGUUGUCAAUUCCAUUUGACACUUCCACUUUUGACACUUGUGCUUUCUCUUGAAUAAAAGAAGGCAAGGGUAAGAAGGAAUAACAUCUAACUUAAAGCAGGUGUGAAUAUGUGUGUGCAUAUGUGUGUCCUGUUGGUGAGUUCUGCCUAAGCAGGUAGAGCUCAAGAAGGAAUGGCCAACUGGAGGUUCUGUUCACUGCUUGUUGUAAUGGCUACCUGUUGAUUAGUGUAUAUUUUCACUGCAUCACUUCUGUCAUGAAGUAGCUUUGACAAUUGAACAGAUCAGGGCUGAGCUGCUUUAGUUUUGAUGAAUUGCAUGUCAAUAAGGAUGAACAAAUUAUUUCUUGCUGGUAUUUAUGCCCCCAUGUUUAUAUCCUGAGAGAGCAAAUGUGUGAUAAAAGAAAGAGAGUUUGAUAUAGAUAUUAUUCAGUCCAUCUGUCAUCUGUGUAGUUGUCGAGAGGUCAGAAUUCUGGAAUUUGCAUAUAAACUGAGAAACAUCAGAAAUUAGCUUCUUGGUUCAACAGUAGUACAACCUGUUUCUUUGACAAUUGUUCAGUUAGAUCCUCUUUCCAACGGAUGAUAUAUAAAAACUGAGUGAGGCUCUGUUCCCCAUAGUUGGGUAUUAAAGUCUACCCUAUUUGGUCACAGUUCUUAAGGCCUUGUUUUGUAGGAAUUAAAAUGGAUCACAAAGCAGCAGUAAAUGGCUUAGUUUCUAAGGAUGACUGAAAGUACUAAAAUAGAUGUUAUUGCUUGUUUUGAGCCAUUCAUGGCAGACAAGUUGUAGCCUCUUGAUCAAAAGGCAUACUUGUGAGCCUUUUAGGGAGUGUGAUGAACAGGUUAGAGAAAAGGGUUGUAAUGAAGAUUGCAGUUUGUCAGCAUCUUGGGUCAGCUGAUGUUUGACACUAAUCACAUUUGGAAGUGACCAUCUGUCAUCAUUGGAAGGCAUUUGACCAUUUUGUUUCACUUAUUAGUGCAGACAUGGAUAACCCCUGGUUGUGAUUAGCAUCAUUGAGUCCUGAUCCAUUAGUUUGCACAUUGCAGAUUCUUUUGCCUCUCCCUACCCCCAGUGCAGGUUUUGGGGUUUCCUGUUUUAUCUUUUGCAGUUUAUAACUGACUCACAGCUUGUGACUAACUUUUGGAAAAAGAAAGUGUGCAGAUGAGGAUGUGUGCGUGUACAAACAUUUCUGUAAAUAUAGGUCACCACUUGCAUAUAAUGGGAGCGUAUUUGUGUGGCCAGAUGUGUUUCAAUUAAAACGAUCUUUAAGAGCAACCUGUCAUUUUCAUCAAUUAAUUGCUUUCAAUUUUAUGUGCAAUUAGGAUGACAUUUUAGCACUGACUGCAGGACAUCAAAUUUCGCAGAUUAAUUCCUCUAAAAAAAUAUUUUUGUUCCUCUGUUUUUACAAAAUGAAUUUUUUAAUGCCUUAUUUGAUUAAAGUUAAUGGCUUUCAAUAAUAUUUUGGAGAUUUAAAUCCCACCCUUCCCCAAAGGCAUCCAGUCAUGUGAAUCUGCUCACCAUAUGGAAAAACAUUUGUAGUAGAAAAUAUGCCAUAGAUGACGGAUGUGAAAUUGAAUGGAAAGAGAGGUGGAUACUUGAGGUCUGACAGACAAGGCUUUUUAAACAUUUGAGGUGUGUGUUUCUGAUUGUGCAUGUGUUUUCUUUGUUUUUACCUCCAUUGUAGUUGUGAGGUUACUUUCAUUAGAUUAUCUGUCUUAAAUGUAGCCUGUUUAUGUUCAGCAUGGUCAUCCUGAUUCAGAUUAAUCAUGUCGAUAAGGACACUGGGCAUUUUGUUUUUUUUUAUCUUGAUCACUUACAUGUGGACAUUUUGAUUAAAAAUCAGUUAAUUGUUGCUGGGAUUUUCUUCAUGUUAAUCAGUCUGCCAGUCUUCUGUCUUUUUAUAGGGUGAUCAGAAAUUAAAAUCAUUCUGUCAUGCGCAGUCCUAGAUGAGAACACUGUAUAUUUUGAUCGUGGAAUUUCUUCUAAACUUUUUUUAAAAGUUGAUAACAGUGUAACCCUAUGUGUUCAGCACUGCUGCGAUAGAGCCAUAGUUGCUGGCACAGCAUAAAACACAACCAACCAACCGAUAUGUGCAGCAUUGAAGCACCAUGCACUUGUGUCUGCAUGUUACCCAAGUGGAAACCCAUGUACAAAAAGAAGGGUGUGGCAGUGAGUUCACACAAUAAUGGCUUUGCUGAAUGUUUAAGGCAGAUUGGUUUCCAUAUUUUAUUCAGCCAGAUGCAGAUAUAUCAGAUGCAGAUAUGAAACACAGUCAGCGAAAGUUCUUUCAGGUUCCACAGUAGAAAUGUUUUAUAUAUACAUACACACAUUGUAUAUGUAUAAACCAUCUCUUUGUGGACACUGUAAGCUAAAUUUCAUCACUGAAUAUGUAUUGUAAAGAUACUGUCGAAGAGGUGCACAGAAUGCUUAUCAUUAUGUGUAUUACAUGUGUCAUUAUGUCAACAUCUUUAGGAUUGUCCCAAACCAUUGCUGUCUGUCCAUGUGCCGCCAGAUAAUACUGGCAAAUGUGCAGGGUGACCGGCUCAUCAUAUAAAUAGCCUCAGUGCUUUAGUAGCAAAGCCCAUUUUGUGGGUGGCCAUCAGGUUUGUUCAUUGCCUGCCAGUCAUUUCUGAAGUACAUGCUUUAGUUUAUUUGCCCUGAGUUUCCUACUCAGUUAUUUAAAAUUACAAUGUUGACACUGAUCGACUGUAAGCAUUGUGAUCUUAGUCUUAACAAACAGUAACAUUCUUACUAGUAUGAUGAAGUUGCUUGAAGAUGUUCACAUUUUUUUUUUUUUUUAAGCACAGAAGUUGUAGUGAAGAUGUGUCUUUCUCAACUAUUUUGUUGGUUACAGUCCUGGUUCAGUGUAUGUGUACAUUGCUUGUUCAUUGUGAGCUCAUAUUUCAAUAUUGGCUCAUAUUUGGCAUCGUGUUAAACACCCUGGGUACAUUUUGCAAGUCAAAACAAAUAUUCUAGACAUGACACAUUUGCCUGCUACUUUUUAAAUAAAACAAAAACUAAAACUUUCAGACCACCUUGCCCUGGCUCUGGAGCAAAAAGUUGAUAAAGUAAAAUUUUUAAAAAGUGAA
Messenger RNA from Pomacea canaliculata, 9980 nucleotides. RefSeq names its product tyrosine-protein phosphatase non-receptor type 4-like. Bases 126 to 2903 code for a protein of 925 amino acids. NCBI's taxonomy places the organism in Eukaryota, Metazoa, Mollusca, Gastropoda, Architaenioglossa, Ampullariidae. Gene Ontology annotation, biological process: protein dephosphorylation. The transcript has 27 exons. Gene Ontology annotation, cellular component: cytoskeleton; cytoplasmic side of plasma membrane; cytoplasm. The record is from RefSeq and is a predicted model, not a curated record. Gene Ontology annotation, molecular function: protein tyrosine phosphatase activity; cytoskeletal protein binding.